AUGAAAAAAAAAUUUAUUCAGUCAUUUUUAAAAUUUAAAUAAUCACCCUAUUUUCUUUAUAAUUACCCUUUUAGGACAACUAAUAGAUUAAAACUACAAGAAGAUAAAAAAAAACUAUUUAAAAAACUUAUCCGGAUUUCAAAGUAAAAAUAAAUAGUCACCUUUGUAAAAAUAAAAAUCAUCAAGGCUAAAAUAAAAAAAUUUAGGGGUUACAAUUUGUAACCUCUAAAAUUACAGAUUGAUGGAUGA
Tetrahymena thermophila SB210 is the source of this 249-nucleotide messenger RNA. RefSeq lists its product as hypothetical. NCBI's taxonomy places the organism in Eukaryota, Ciliophora, Oligohymenophorea, Hymenostomatida, Tetrahymenidae. The transcript has 2 exons. The record is from RefSeq and is a predicted model, not a curated record.